Messenger RNA from Fusarium graminearum PH-1, 384 nucleotides. RefSeq lists its product as uncharacterized. Gene Ontology annotation, biological process: protein phosphorylation. NCBI's taxonomy places the organism in Eukaryota, Fungi, Ascomycota, Sordariomycetes, Hypocreales, Nectriaceae. Gene Ontology annotation, molecular function: protein kinase activity; ATP binding. The transcript is spliced from 2 exons. The coding region runs from base 1 to 384 and encodes 127 amino acids. The record is from RefSeq and is a predicted model, not a curated record.
AUGGUACUAGAGCAUGCCCCCGAAGGUAGUCUGCUCGAAUUAUACAAGCGUGAUAAACCUCCAGCAACACCUGAAGAGCGCAGGUACUUUUUGUACGGCAUGAUGGGUCUCAUCAAGGCUGUUGAUAAGAUUCAAAACUUGGGAGGGGGUCCUAGAAAUCAACGCACAGGCUUUGCCCAUCGCGACAUAAAGCCUUCCAAUAUUCUCGUCUUCCCUGGAACGCAGGGUCUGUAUUCCGAUGGCUUCCGGAUGAAGCUUGCUGAUUUCGAUACGGCGACAUCUGAAUCGCCUAUUGAUGAAGAUUCAGUCAGUCUUCAUGACAACGACGGAGACAAGACAUAUUGUAAAUUAUCACAGGGUUUGAUAUACUGCUACUUCUGCUAA